AUGACCACUGAGAAAAGUCAAAAUUUUGUAAUUCUUUACGCUUCUCAAACUGGUAAUGUAGAAUGGAUUGCCAAUAAUAUUCAUGAGGAAUCAAUUAAACGUGGAUUUACUAGUGAAUGUUACAUUUUAGAUGAUUACGAUAAAGUUGAUUUUUCAAAAGAAAAUGUCUUAAUUUUCGUAACAUCAAAUACUGGUGAUGGUGAUCCACCUGAUAAUUCAUUUUUUAAAUUUCUGAGAAAGAUUAAAUCAAAAUCAUUUUUAAGUCAUGUUAAAUUUUCAAUCCUUG
Scutellospora calospora is the source of this 286-nucleotide messenger RNA. NCBI's taxonomy places the organism in Eukaryota, Fungi, Glomeromycota, Glomeromycetes, Diversisporales, Gigasporaceae. The record is from the annotation of a GenBank genome assembly.